Molecule: messenger RNA, 8067 nt
Organism: Myxocyprinus asiaticus (Chinese sucker)
Lineage: Eukaryota; Metazoa; Chordata; Actinopteri; Cypriniformes; Catostomidae
Product: protein TANC2-like
Exons: 27
Coding region: 464-6409 (1981 amino acids)
Biological process (GO): regulation of dendritic spine morphogenesis
Cellular component (GO): dendritic spine
Molecular function (GO): protein binding
Source: RefSeq, a predicted model, not a curated record
CUUCAAAUGCUAUCUGAAUCGUGGCGCUACAGUUUGUAUAUACAGGUCCUGCUUUCUGUGGACACGACGGGCACUGCGUUCGUGUUCAAUGGUGAUCUUCAGAUCACAGAUCCAUUACAUUUGCGACGUACCGGUGGGUACGUACGAAAGCUAGUUACGCCUUUCGCUCUGUUUAUUAGGAAAGGAAAACAGAAGGCUCACACACUUGACGAAGGUGUUCCUUCCUGUCUCCAGCGGUUCCCACAAUACGGACAUCAGCGCCAACGAGAAGAUACAAGUCCAUACGGCACCAAGAGAAAACAAAGGAGCCACUGAGGUUUAAGUUUUAAGGAAAUGGGACUUGGGCAUCUGCCCAUAGGAGAACGAAUCCAAACUCUGCACCUAUAGCUGUGACCGGUUUGCCGUGAGGCCCCGUACCCCCUUCUAAUGAUUUCUCUAUAGCCAGGUCCAGAACUGUGCAGCCAUGUUCAGGAACAGUCUAAAGAUGCUGCUUGGUGGCAAGUCCAACCGCAAGAAUCGAAACAGCAGCAGUGACUCUGUGGAGGGCGAGUGUGUGUUUGAGGGGGAUUACGCUGUCCCUCCCCUCCCGGUGACUGAGGGCAUGCAGCACAUCCGGAUCAUGGAGGGCGUGUCGCGCUCUCUCCCCUCCUCUCCACUGCUCUCACACCAGGCCCUCAACAUGCGUCUACAGCCCAUCAAGAGACUACCAGGAGAUGAGAGUCAGGAUCUGGGUCCUCCUCCGUCUGUUGACGAGGCAGCCAACACUCUGAUGACACGGCUGGGCUUCUUGCUCGGGGACAAAGUGAGCGAAGGGCCUGCUGGAGCACAGUAUAGUAUGGAGGAACAAGAUGAUCCCCAGGAAAUCUCCAUGACCCAAAGGAUAAGCCCUUGCUCUAGCUUAGCUAGCAGCACAGCAUCGCCCCCUCCUGGCAGUCCCUGCUCCACAUUGCCCGCUGGAGCACCGGGUAACAUGGGUACCCGCGACUGCGCUUAUGGAUCCAUCACUAGUCCCACCUCCACACUGGAGAGCCGAGACAGUGGCAUAAUAGCAACGCUCACAAGUUACUCUGAGAAUGCUGAACAUGGUAAACACAGCGAGAGUUCACGGGGCAGUCUGAAGCUGUGGCAGGCACAUAAAUCAAUGGGUACAGACUCUUUUCUGUAUCGCGUUGAUGAAAACAUGGCAGCCUCCACAUACAGCCUCAACAAAAUCCCAGAAAGGAGUCUGGAACAUACUGUCUCUCACUCUGCUCACUCCAUCCCCCUCUACCUCAUGCCCCGCCCUAAUUCUGUGGCUGCCACUAGUUCAGCUCACCUGGAGGAUCUAGCAUAUCUUGAUGAACAGAGACAGGCGCCACUGCGCACAUCUUUGCGCAUGCCACGUCAGAACUCCGGUUCAGGACGCUCUGGACAGGCAGACAUUAGAGUGCGCUUCGCUCCGUAUCGCCCAGCGGACAUCGCCCUAAAGCCACUUCUCUUCGAGGUGCCCAGUCUCACGCCUGACACAGUCUUCACCGGUCGAGAAUGGCUGUUCCAGGAAGUUGACGUGUCUCUUCGCGGCAGUGAGCCCACCGCCAAUCAAGGUGUUGUUAUUGUUGGCAACGUGGGCUUCGGCAAAACAGCCAUCAUCUCUCGCUUGGUGGCUAUGAGCUGCCAUGGUAACCGUAUGAGACAGAUCACGUCCGACAGCCCCCAUGCCUCACCAAAACAUGGGGACACGUUGCCCCUUAGCCAGCCUCAGUCCGUUCAUGGCACUCUGGUUGGGGGAAGCAGCUGCCCUGGCACUCCAGAGAUGAGGAGACGCCAGGAGGAGGCGCUCAGGAAACUGGCCUCACAGGUGGUGGCGUACCAUUACUGUCAGGCAGAUAAUGCGUACACAUGUCUGGUCCCUGAGUUUGUGCAUAACGUGGCAGCAUUGUUGUGUAGGGCUCCUCAGAUGCAGGCCUACCGAGAACUGCUGCUACGCCAGCCGCAUCUGCAGAGCACCCUCAGUCUACGCGCCUGCGUCCAGGACCCUUUUAAUGCAUUCCGCAGGGGCCUGCUGGAACCACUGGAGAUCCUGCAUAGAGAGAGGAAGCUCGCAUUCGAGGAGAAUCUCAUCAUCUUGAUCGAUGGCUUGAAUGAGGCAGAGUUCCAUAAACCGGAUUAUGGGGAAACCAUUGUUUCCUUCCUGUGUAAAACCAUUGAGCGCUUUCCUCCCUGGCUCAAACUAGUGGUCACUGUCAGAACGACACUACAGGAUGUUACUCGUCCAUUACCGUUCCACCGAAUCUCUCUGGAUCGGUUGGAAGAGAGCGAUGCAAUUGACUCGGACCUGCAGGGCUACAUCCUGCACCGGCUGCACUCUAGCCAGGAGAUCCAGAACAAUGUGGCGCUCAAUGGCAAACUAGACAAUGCUGCCUUCACCAAACUUAGCACUCAUCUGAAGAGCCUGAGCCGUGGCUCCUACCUCUACCUGAAGCUCACGCUGGACCUCAUCGAGAAGGGUUACCUCGUGCUCAAAAGCUCCAGCUACAAGGUGGUUCCAGUGAAUCUUGCUGAAGUUUAUCUGCUGCAGCUGAACAUGCGUUUCCCCACUCAGUCCUCAUUUGAACGUGUUCUUCCACUGCUUAACGUGGCCGUGGCCUCUCUUCACCCGUUAACUGACGAGCAGGCUUUUGGCGCCGUGAACGCAGGUAUGGUUCACAGAGCCGCAUUAGACUGGGACGAUUUUCAGCAGAGAUGUGAACUUUUGUCACCAUUCUUGGUGAAAAGACGAGAUGGAACACAUAUGUUCAUCCACCCCUCCUUCAGAGAGUGGCUCAUCUGGAGAGAGGAAGGAGAGAAGACCAAGUUCCUCUGUGACCCCAGGAGUGGUCAUACACUGCUUGCUUUCUGGUUUUCACGACAAGUGGGGAAACUCAAUCGACAACAGACCCUUGAACUUGGCCACCACAUUCUCAAAGCUCACAUCUUUAAAGGCCUGAGUAAGAAGGUUGGGGUUUCCUCGUCAGUGCUGCAGGGGUUGUGGAUUUCCUACAGCACAGAAGGGCUCUCUGCUGCUCUGGCUUCAUUGAGAAACCUCUACACUCCAAACAUCAAGGUAUCUCGAUUGCUCAUUCUGGGUGGCGCCAACGUGAACUAUCGUACAGAGGUUUUAAAUAAUGCCCCCAUCCUGUGUGUGCACGCUCACCUGGGCUACCAGGAGACUUUGGCUCUACUGUUGGAGUUUGGGGCGGAUGUGGAGGGUGUUUCAGAGACCGGGCUCACUUCCCUUAGCUAUGCAGCUGCCGCAGGACACCUGUCCAUCAUAAUUGCCCUCUGCGCCAAGAAAGCCAAGGUGGAUCACCUGGAUAAGAACGGCCAGUGUGCACUGGUCCACGCUGCCCUGCGAGGUCACCUAGAGGUGGUGAAGUAUCUGGUGCAGUGUGAGUGGAACACAGAAGGGCAGCAGGCUGGAUCCUUCAGUAAGAGUCAUGCAGUACAGCAGGCCCUCAUAGCAGCAGCCAGUAUGGGCUAUACAGAGAUUGUAUCAUAUCUGCUUGACUUGCCUGAGAAAGAUGAAGAAGAGGAGGAACGAGCUCAAAUAAAUAGCUUUGACACACUGUGGGGUGAAACAGCCCUGACAGCAGCAGCAGGUCGGGGGAAGCUAGACGUAUGUCGUCUUUUGUUGGAGCAGGGUGCCGCAGUGGCUCAACCCAACCGCAGGGGUAUUGUACCACUCUUCAGUGCCGUGCGACAGGGACACUGGCAGAUAGUGGAUCUGCUGCUGAAUCACGGUGCUGAUGUAAACAUGGCAGAUAAACAGGGACGAACUCCUCUCAUGAUGGCUGCGUCUGAGGGACAUCUGGGCACGGCAGAGUUCCUGCUGGCUCAAGGUGCCUCAUUAUCUCUGAUGGACAAGGAGGGGCUGACAGCACUGAGCUGGGCUUGUCUUAAAGGUCACCUCCCAUUGGUCCGUGCUCUAGUUGAGAGAGGGGCGGCUACAGCCCACGCAGACAAGAGUGGUCGCACCCCGCUGGAUCUUGCUGCCUUCUAUGGCGACUCUGAUGUGGUGCAGUAUCUGGUGGAUCACGGUGCGAUGAUCGAGCAUGUGGAUUACAGUGGCAUGCGUCCGCUGGACCGGGCCGUUGGCUGCAGGAACACUUCGGUGGUUGUGGCACUGCUCAAGAAGGGUGCCAAGAUAGGUCCAGCAACAUGGGCGAUGGCGACAUCCAAACCUGAUAUUAUGAUUGUCCUGCUGAGCAAACUGAUAGAAGAAGGGGAUGGAUUCUACAAGAAAGGAAAGGUGAAAGAAGCCGCUCAACGUUACCAGUAUGCCCUGAAGAAGUUCCCAAGAGAGGGUUUCACAGAAGAUCUGAAGACCUUCCGUGAGCUCAAAGUCUCUCUGCUACUCAACCUCUCUCGCUGCCGGAGGAAAUUGAACGACUUUGGAAUGGCAGUGGAGUUUGCCUCCAAGGCACUAGAGUUGAAACCCAAAUCCUAUGAAGCCUAUUACACACGAGCCCGUGCCAAGCGCAGCAGCAGGCAAUUCCACGCAGCCCUGGAGGACCUGAGUGAAGCCCUGCAUCUGUGUCCGAAUAACCGAGAGAUCCAGCGUCUGCUGCAGCGUGUGGAGGAGGAGUGUCAUCAGCAACAGGAGCUGGAUCCACCCCCUUCCCCUCCCCAUGAUCAAGACCCACCCAUGGUCCCGCCUUCAUCAAUGGAGCCUCGUUUUUCAGAUAUGGAGCCUGUCCAGGACUUGUUCAUGGUGGACGACGAUUACCUUGUGCAGGAUUUGGACGGCCUACCGCUAGGUGUCCCUGCCGAGCACCACACUAAUCCAUUGGGGCUUCCAGUCAUUCAGAGCAUGCCCCCAUCUCCAAGCCUUCAUGAUUCCCCCUACCUGGGACAGGCGUUCGACCUGCGCCCCAGCCCCCCUUCAAUGUCUUCUCCUACUCGCCAGGGCUACCAAUCCACCUCCCCGUCACUCUCCCCAACACACCAGAGCUCCCACUACCGGCCCAGUCCACCUCAUCAAGCCUCCUACCACUUCAGCCCACCGCCAUCCCCAUUAUGUCGUGGACCACAGUACCGCGCCAGCCCUACUUCUGAAGGAGUCGCCAUGUACCGACCCCAGUCCGCCUCUGCAGGACGCAACCAGCAGGACCAGCUUGCGGGCCGCCCCAAGUCCCCUCUAUCCAAGAUGAGCAGCCAACAUUCUUUCCAACUUCCCCAACAGAUUUCCCAGGCAUCACAGCAGGGCCAGUGGUUGCAACCAGCCAAGGCACAGAUUGUCCGGACCAACCAACCCAGCACUGCGAUACACUCCAGUGCCGUACUGGGUAGUAGCACUUACAGUCAGAUCACCCACUCUAUGAGCGUCCGCUGCCCAGGAGACCUGGAUGAACUUGGAGAUGGAGGGUAUUCUGGGUCACUUCAACCCCAAGGCAGUCUGAGCGCAGGGGCUUUGUACCAGCGUGCCAUCAGCAUGGACCCUGGUGUUGCUGAGGAAGAGCUUUCACAGAGGCCCUCCUCCGCAUACAGACCCAGCCCUGGAGGCAUCCGCUAUGGCCAGACGCCCCAGAUCAGCCGCAGUCAAUCGACCGCCUACUAUCCCAUCUCGCCCCAUGAGAUGGAGCGGCAGGUAACCCUUGACUCGCCUGAGAACCCUCAUGCCCACAGAUGUCCUGCCAGUGCAAACAGUGCAGAGCCCAAACAGCAUCCACCUGCCCCACGCCCUCUUAUUCAUUCCCAUAGUACAGGUCUACGCUUCUCUCCAUCCAGCAACAGUUUAGUGGCGGGAUCUGCAGCAAAUCAAGGCCCAGGUUUUAGGGCUUUGGCUUCAGCACAGCAAAUGGAGAUCCCACUAAAGCUUUCCUAUGAAAGUAGCUACCACGAUGACAUUUCACCGAUGUCACCCCCACAAGGUACAGACCUCCGGGUGGUGGGUGGCACUUACCCAGGUGAGGCGGUUCGUUCCCGUGCUACACCCUUCAUGGGCAUCAUCGACAAGACAGCAAGGACUCAGCAGUACAUUCAGCAACAGCCUUCGCUUGCAUCCUCCUCCACUGUUUCUCGGCCCUGGACCGUAUCGUCUCUGGAUACUGUGGUAAAUAGUCCGGCCACUUCCCCUAGUAACAUGGGCUACGGGCAGCAAGCGGCACCUCUCAGCCAUAUUGCCUACUACAACCGCACCAACAACGCUCACAAUGGCCACCUCAUGGAUGACGAUUUCUAUGCCAACCAUCCCGGCCAGACACGGGACCGGGCGGACGCAAUGGGCCGAGUUAGCCAGGUUCCCACAUACCCAGAUGUGAAAGUGGCACGGACUCUGCCAGUGUCCCAGGCCUACCAGGACAAUGAGUAUAGGCAGAUGUCUCGCAAUGAAAGGCAAGGCCCGACAUCACCCAUUAAACCAAAGAGACCCUUUGUGGAGUCUAAUGUGUAGAGUCAGUGUGCAAGUGUUCUUAAACAUUCUUGAGGAAUUCCUAACAUGUUGACUUUACAGACCUGACCAUCAUUAUCCCUUCAAUUUAUGCCCCAUAUCUUGAUGACAAAAAUAUGGACCUGUCAAAGUGAAUUUCACUGAUUUGUAGUGAGUCUAGCAUGAACAGUAAAAAACAAGUGCGUCUGUAUUCAUUCUGGACACAAAAAUGGAAGUAUCAAGGACCAUUUGGAAUUACAUUAGGCCUGUUUAACUGCUGUAAACCAAGCCUAAACCUUUUCUGUACCUUCAAGAGAUGACUAAAAUGUCAGCCCUGGACACAUUUCAGAAUUCUUGUACUGAACUUGCCCCCUGGACUUGACCAGUCACAAUGUCCCCCUGAAACCAGUUUGUCAUUCUCUUGAGAAUCCUGCUGUGUCUUGAGUUGAAAAUGUACUUAAAAUAUUAUUCCAUAUCAAUACUGCUAAAGCAAAAAAGUAAUAUUUAUCAUUUUAAGUUAUGUUUGUACAAAUAUAUAUACUGUAUAUGUAUAUCUACAUUUCAAUGCAGUUGUGUUUUUCAGUUUGCUUUUCAUUCCUAAAUUGACAUGCAGUCAGCAAUGUGAAAUAUUUUUAGACUUUUAUGGGCAUUUUUUAGCUUUUGUCAACAGGUAACAAAGCAUCGCUACCUUUUACGCCUUGCAAUUGUAAGAAGCGAUCGGUAUUAUAAUCUGUAUCUGCUUAUGGGAAGUAUCAUUCAGCUGGUAAACCUAUAAUUUACUUUCUCUUGAUGGAACACUUGUCACACCACUAAAACGGAAGUUCUCUUUUCCAAAGAAACAUUUCACAGGGAAAAUAGGUGUGGGGGAAAUUUUACUUUUUAUUUUGCAACCUCAUAAUUCACAUGCUCUCAUUUGUUACAUUUUGAGAGUUUCUUUCUGCACUGAAACACAAAGCAGUAAUUCAUCCAAAAAUGAAAAUUAAAAACUCAAAAAGGGAUGUUAGGCAGAAUGUUAGCCUCAGUCACCAUUGACUUUAUUGCAUACUUUUUUCAUACAAUGAAAGUGAAUGGGGACUUUUAUCCUAACAUCUCAGUUUGUGUUGCAUGGAAGAAAGUAAGUUAUAUGGGUUUGAAAGAACAAGAGUAAAUGAUGAUUGAAUUUUCAUUUUCAUUUUCAGUUGAAAUAUCCCUUUCAGUUGUGAAGCUGUUUGCCUUCAGAAAGUUGUCACUCUUUAAUUUUAAACUGUGAGUACUUAUUUUCAAAUACAGAAGACCUGAUCAUAUUGCAAAGCCUGUGUCAUAUAUUACCAUUGAACUAACUUACAAUUGAUUGGCCAGGAACCUUUUUAGGGAUGACUUUGGGGAGGAUGACAGCAAGACAGCCAUUGAAUCUGGCUUUACCGAUCAUUGUCAACUGCUGUUGUAAAAGAGCAGGUCUUUUGCAGUGUUUUAAUUAUUAUUUUCCUCUUUUUAGAAAAUUAUACGGUGCAGCCAGACUUGACCUGGAAUACUGCUUACUGUACAAAAGUGUUUGUAUUUAACUCUUUGUUUUCCUUUUGUAUGAUGGAAAUGUAAAUAGCUGUAAAUAUUGUGCUGAACUACAAAGCAUGCUCUCUGCUAAUACACAAACCCUGAGUGUGUGUGUGUGGUUUUAUGUAUAAAUAUUCAUUGAGGGUAAAGAC